AUACACACAAGUAAGCCAAAUUGGAUCGGUUGUGUUGUGCGCGCAGCUACGUUGUUUGUGCGCCAAUUGCUGCCAUUUCUCAUCGUCUAAUUUCGACCAAAGUGAAGCAAAGAAGAGAACGAAACAGAACCCCCCCAAAAAAAAAAACAAGAACUAUAGCCAAUAAAACGAAAAGAAGUAUAAAAAUUGAUUGAAAGUGGAGAGCGGAAAAAAGAAUUGAUUGACCAUUGGCAGCUGCUUGCAUUGGACCAUCAGAAAGAAGAAGACAAAAAAAAUCGAGUGAGUGCACGACCACAGACAAACGGGAAAUGUUGGUUUUUUUCUGGUCAUUUUGAUUGAACUCUAAUGUUAUUAGUUCUUCUCCGUUCUCCAAUUAUGCGUAUGCCAAUCUGAAAACACCAUACGAAGAAGAAAGAAAAUAAAUCGCUAGAGACAUGUCGCGAUGGAAAGAAUUUUGAACGAUUUUUCUUUUAUUCAGUUGCUUUUUAUUUAUUCUUCAAUCCAUAAAUUCGAAUGGAAAAUUCUUUGCCAAUUGAUUUAAUAGUGAAAUUUUGUUUGUAAAAUUGGUUUUUGUUCUUAUUUUUUAAAAUUCAUUUCGAUGUUUUUUUUUUGUUUGCAUUCGGUCAUUAUUUCGCCUUUAUGUGUGACAACUUCCGAGUAGGACAGAACGCACGAGCUCGUAUAUAGAAGAAGAAGUUUUUUUUUUUUGAUAAAAGUGAAUUCGCAUACAGAGGAACAAUCCGACGGACAAAACAGGGAAAAAUAAAGUGUGUUAUUUUUUGGUGGUCGCAUGGUAAUGCGUAAGUGAGUGAAAGAGGCAAGCGAAAACAAAAUAGAGUCAACAACACAUACAUUAAUUGGCAUUCGACGACGACGACCACGACGGCGACGGCGACGGCGACGACGAAAAAAAAACACAACAAUAUAUUUAGUGUUGAUGAUGUGACAGCGGCUACACUCUAAGAAUUCGACGAACAAACGGGAUUUUAUUGAAUUUAAGCAGUUCGAUAGAAUUUCUCGCUUGCUCUCUCUACCUCGGAGCAAUACGUGGACAACAAACAACACGAAUUGAUUGGACUGCUUGAAAUCAAACAACUAAACCACACACACAACUCUUUUUUUUUUGGUUUUGUUCUCCUUUUUUUCUUUGGUCGACAAACAAUUAAUUUAUUGAAUUCAACGAGCGCGCACGCAGCAAAAAUAAUAAACAUAAAUAAAUCCGAUCUUCCAAGAUGUCAGACUGUUCGGAUAUGGAAUAUUCCUCGGAUAACGAGUGCGAAUAUGAUGACUACUAUAACACAGGCACUGAAGAUAUAGACAUCGAACACCAUAACGCUUUAAAAACGGAUCCAGAAAGUUUUCUAUUUGAAUGUUUGUCCGUCGAAGAUGUUGAUAAAUUGUUAAAUGAAUCGAUUGAAUGUCUAUGCAAUACAAUAAACUGUGUACCAUCGCUGGCUAAAACACUGCUACUGGAGCAUCGAUGGAACGUUAAUGAAAUUAUAAAAAAGUAUCGUGAUGAUCCCACGGAGCUUCUGACAUCGGCCCGAAUAAAGCCAGAGAUUAUUCAUAGCACAGCCCAACCAAAGGAGACGCCAACAGCGUCAGCUACAACAGUGUCAGCCACAUUGUCUUCGACGAUGACGUCGACGAUGACGACGACGACGACGAUGUCAUCGUCACCGGAUAGUAGCGUUCAUUCGAACACACUUAGUUGUAAAUCGUCAUUAGGUAGUCGAUCUCAAACCGGUGACAGUAAUCGACUUUCGAGCGACAGCGCGACGAUGGCAACAGUAACAACAACAACAACAACAACGGCGACGACGCUCGAAAUUCGGCCAAAUCAGUUGAUGUGUUCGGUUUGUGCUGCCUAUCAAACGUUUGAGAAAUUCCAUUCAAUUCCAUGUGGUCAUUCAUACUGCCGCGAUUGCUGGUCGACGCAUUUCGAGACGCAAAUCAAUCAGGGCAUUUCAACGGGAAUCGGUUGCAUGGCGACACACUGUAAUGUAUUGGUGCCUGAAGAUUUGGUGUUAACGCUAUUAAGUAAGCCAAAUAUGCGUACAAAGUAUCAGCAUUUUGCAUUUCAAGACUAUGUCAAAUCACAUCCGGAACUGCGAUUUUGUCCAGGACCAAAUUGUCAAGUGAUAAUCCGUAGCAAAGAGUUGAGCCCAAAAAAGGCAACAUGUGAUACAUGCAAAACGGUCUUCUGUUUCCUGUGCGGUAUGGACUAUCAUGCGCCGACCGAUUGUAAAGUGAUCAAAAAAUGGCUGACCAAAUGUGCGGACGACAGUGAGACCGCCAAUUAUAUUAGUGCACAUACAAAAGAUUGCCCAAAAUGUCAUAUAUGCAUCGAAAAGAAUGGUGGCUGUAAUCAUAUGCAAUGCUUUAGUUGUAAACAUGAUUUUUGUUGGAUGUGCUUGGGCGAUUGGAAAUCACAUGGUUCCGAAUAUUAUGAGUGUUCACGGUACAAAGAAAAUCCAAACAUUGCCCACGAAUCGGUGCAUGCACAGGCACGUGAAGCUCUAAAAAAGUAUUUACAUUAUUAUGAACGCUGGGAAAACCAUUCGAAAUCGUUUCAAUUGGAACAACAAACGCUCGAUCGCCUAAAGCAACGCAUCAACGAAAAAGUUAUGAAAGGCCUAGGCACAUGGAUCGAUUGGCAAUAUUUAUUUACAGCCGCUUCGUUGUUAGCUAAAUGCCGAUACACAUUGCAAUACACAUAUCCAUAUGCAUAUUUCAUGGAAUCUGGACCAAGAAAAUCACUAUUUGAAUACCAACAGGCUCGUCUCGAAAGUGAAAUAGAAAAUUUAUCGUGGAAAUUUGAACGUGCCGAAACCACAGAUCGGGCCGAUCUUGAAAAUCAAAUGGAUAUUGCUGAAAAACUACGAAUUACCCUUCUAAAAGAUUUUUUCGCUACAUGCGCAUAGAAAAAUACAGUAAAACAUGAAACACUCUGAAGAACAACAACAACAACAACAUACACCGCUUGCAACAAUUUAUCCAGGACUGAAAAUCCUUCAGUGAUUUGCAUUAUAUUAAAGUAAUUUGAAACAAGAACAACAACAACAACAACAAAAAACAUUUUAAUGAGAUAAGAUUUAAAACAAUUUAAAAAACAAAAUGGAAGAAAAAAACAAAACAAAAUAAAAUGUAACAUUCAAUCUCAAUCGAUUUGUACAAUAUUUUAAUUCUAUUGAUGUCAUUUUAGUUGUAUCAUUGUUCCAAAAUACGAUGUCAAUUCUCGAAAUAAAAUGAAAACAAUAUGAAAUUUGAAGAAAAAAAAAAGAGUCGCAAAUGAUCAAUUGAUCGAAGAUGUGUUUUAUGUUAUGACAAAAUAAAUAAGAUUGAAAUGUUUAUUUAAA
Molecule: messenger RNA, 3359 nt
Organism: Sitodiplosis mosellana (orange wheat blossom midge)
Lineage: Eukaryota; Metazoa; Arthropoda; Insecta; Diptera; Cecidomyiidae
Gene: ari-2
Product: potential E3 ubiquitin-protein ligase ariadne-2
Exons: 5
Coding region: 1233-2924 (563 amino acids)
Biological process (GO): ubiquitin-dependent protein catabolic process; positive regulation of proteasomal ubiquitin-dependent protein catabolic process; protein polyubiquitination
Cellular component (GO): cytoplasm; ubiquitin ligase complex
Molecular function (GO): ubiquitin conjugating enzyme binding; zinc ion binding; ubiquitin protein ligase activity
Source: RefSeq, a predicted model, not a curated record